AUGGCUUCCAAAAAAGAUAAGAGCAGCGCGUCGACUAGCGAAGAUACCGGCGGUAGCGGAGAAAACACAGGGCCGAACUCAGAGGUGAGCCGAGUGUCUGUACGAGUGCCGCCCUUCUGGCCUGAAGAACCGGAGGUGUGGUUUGCGCAAGUCGAAGGCCAAUUUGCCCUCGCUGGCAUAAAUAGCGACAGCACCAUGUACCACACGGUGUCAUCACAGCUCAACCAGGAGUACGCUAGGGUGAUGAAAGACAUCCUAACUGCACCACCGCUUAUGGAUAAAUACAAAACGUUUAAAGAGCAGCUAAUCCGUCGGAUAACCGUGUCCAGAGAAAAAAAAACGCUACAGUUGCUGCAACACGAGGAGCUGGGAGAUAGAAAGCCGAGCCAAUUCCUACAACAUCUACAGUACUUGGCCGGACCGGACAUUCCGAGCGACUUUCUACGGACGGUGUGGACCAGUCGGUUACCUGUAAACAUACAGACUGUUGUAGCAUCACAACCAAAGCUGGACCUCGAAGGCGCAGCCGAGCUUGCCGACCGCAUCGUGGACAUAGUGCAGCCGUCAACACCAGUAAUAGCCAGUGCCGGAUCAAGGACUACUUCGACAAGUACCCCCAGUUCUACAUUAGAGUUACGCAUAGAAGCGCUGUCGAGGCAAGUAGAAGCACUUGUAAAUAUACAGAGCCGCCGUGGCAGACAGUAUGGAAGACGCGACACCCGUUCCAGGUCAAACUCGCGCCACAUACGCUCCAGGUCCAGAACUCAAACACGGCAACGACCAAACGACCAUCCACACUGCUGGUACCACUUUGAGUUUGGAGAUAAGGCAAAGAAGUGUAGACAGCCGUGCAGCUACGCCUCGGAAAACUCCAAGGGAAACCGCUAG
This is a messenger RNA of Bombyx mori (domestic silkworm), 888 nucleotides long. RefSeq lists its product as uncharacterized. The transcript has a single exon. The record is from RefSeq and is a predicted model, not a curated record. NCBI's taxonomy places the organism in Eukaryota, Metazoa, Arthropoda, Insecta, Lepidoptera, Bombycidae. Bases 1 to 888 code for a protein of 295 amino acids.